This is a messenger RNA of Oncorhynchus mykiss (rainbow trout), 2757 nucleotides long. RefSeq lists its product as uncharacterized. The record is from RefSeq and is a predicted model, not a curated record. Lineage: Eukaryota; Metazoa; Chordata; Actinopteri; Salmoniformes; Salmonidae.
CCUGCCUUCAACCCAGUGCUAUACACAGCACAACAACAGCUUUUAUUCAUGGGCUCUCUCAGAGAAGAAAUGAUUCGGCAACAACUCAAGCAAGAGGAAUUUGCCAAACCUGGCUUGCCCCGACCAGAAGACCUGCUGACCUCUCAGGCUAAAAAUAGCAUUAUGCAUCUCAUCGGCCAGAAGCACCUGCUGGCGCCUAAAAACGUCUGUGAUUCCAAGACACCUGUCCUCCAUCUGUCAGCCACACAGGGAGGGGAAGAGGAGGAAGUGGAGGUGAUGGUGGGUCGGCUUAUGCCAGAGUCUGCCAUGCUGCCCACGCCGGGCCAGGAGGGCCCUGCCACCCAAAGGGACUCCUUGCUCCUGGUCAGGUCCAGGUCUCCCCUGCCUGGCUCGUCCCAGGAGAAGGAGGGGAAGAACCUGCCCCCGCGGCGGCCUCUGAAGCUGGCACCUCUGGAGCUGCCCAGGGAGGUACAGAAGGCACAGAGACAGAAGAUUAAGCGGAUUGGGCUGGAGGCCAAGGCUGCUGCCCAUAAGCUGGACACGACGGUGGGCGACCAACCCUGCUCCAGGAAGGUGAAGGACUGUGGGGUGAGAGGAGAGGGACUAGGACUGGUUAAAGGUACGGCAGAGUGUGUCUCCACCCCAGCCCCACAUCCCUUACCUCUGAAUGAAACAGUACCCAGGGUCCAGCGACAUCAGAAGGUUAGGAGAGCGCAGCUAGCCCGUGCCAACCAAAUCCAGAGACAGACAGGAGACAGGCUCUCGGAAGAUGCUGGUAUUAACGUUAACGGCCCUCCUCCUCCCCCUAUCAGCAAACCAGCCUCUCCCUCUUCCUCUCUCCCCACCAGCGCCAAAGCUCAGGUCCAGCAGGUGGUAGCACCACAUGGCGAGGAGAGCUCAUGCCAAGUGGCCGGCACAUUCCAGCAGGAUACCGGUGGGAGGAGGCUGCGUCUCAGGAGGGCAGAGCACCUCGAAGAAGAUCAGAGCAAAUCUAACAUGUCAACAGUAGGAUUACCUGGGGAAGAGGCCAAGCUGGCCCAAGGUGUCCAGCAAGGAAAAGCCCUGAGGGCAGAGAAUACAGAGGAGGCUCUGAGAAAGCCCUGAAGCAGGCCAGUCACAUACUGGAGAAGGCUUCCAGGAAGAACGCCAGGCCGGAAUCACCGUAGAAUCCGCUGAAAGUGUCCGGAAAGGUAACCCGGAGAACGGCAGAGAGAAAUCGCCAGGACGCUGUCCUUUGACCUCUGACCCCUGAUCUUUGACCUCUUAACCCCUGACUCCCUUUGACCAGACCAGGAAGUAGCGAAAACAGACUUGACAGUGUUAAGUCAUGUGUUUACAUGUGCUUAUCACCUGGAGAUUAAGGAUAGAAAAGCCCCUGCAUCUUACUUCACACAGCAUCUGCUAUUCAAAGCAACAAGCCAGUUACAAUGCCAAGUCCCUGGCAGGCAGUAUGUACAGUAUACUGUACAGAGGAUAAAUAUAGAAGUAUAUUAUGGACCAAAAACACAUGUAUUUAUUAUUUUAUAAAAAGAUGAUGCUCGUAAUACAUUACAUUUAACCAUUGUAGAUAUCCUGACAUAGGCUAUUCAAUGUCAUAUUUUGGAUGAAAUAUGUCUGCACAUGCAGGUGACAUAACCAUAUUUGAGCGUCCCAGUAGCUUGGUAAAGCUAUGUGAAACUGACCUGCAUUCAGGGAUUAUUAUCAAGGUCUCAUCAGAUGGAUACAUUGGCUUCAUCUAUGACCACUGUUAACAGCUCCAUCUAGUCCAUAACAAUGGCAUCGAGUAGCAACAGAGCUCACAAACAGAGCCGCAGCAGUAAUCGUGUGUUAAGAUUGGCAACAGCAAAUAAAGAGAUUUGAAAUAUGCCUUCUUUUCUGAAAAAAGAAGGCCCUCACUUUGGGUACUGUGUAUUUAGGCCUUCAGUUCAUUCUAUCAUCUUUCUGCACCUUAGCUACUUCGUCAGGCGUGCAGUAGAUUCCUGUAGUACAUGCAAUCUCAGAAGAAUGUCUUUAAUCAAUGUUUUUCCUCCAAUCAGCAUGCAGUACAGCUCUACGUGUGUUUGGUAACAGAACAACGGCCAUCCCUCACUGUAACAAGUGAAACACUCACAGAGACGAUGUUACUCUAGUCUAGACAUCCACGUUUUGAGGUGACCCAUUUGUUUUCAAUUUAUUCCCUAAAUCUAGAAUGGAUGUAGACAUUCCAGACAGUAGUUAUGGGAAUGUGAUUUAGGUAAUGUAAUGUAUGUUUAUCAUAGAGAAAAGAAGUCUCCUGAAACAUGUGUGAGAUUUCAAGUACAAUUGUUUUCGCAGGUAUGUCAAAAUGAACUGACAGUGAGAAAACACAUCCAAAACCAUAUCACAACCAUUCUACAUCCGAGCAAGUGAGUCGUAUUAGGCAAGUCUCUCAUUGACAGACUUGCAACACAAGAGGCUUCUAACACACUACUUUUUGCCUUGAGUCCCGCUGCAUUCUGACAGUGAAUUCAUAAAUUGUUUGAAUAUAUAUGUGAACCCUGCGGGAAUUGAACCUACGACCAAAACCCUCAAUGAGUCAGUCUGACACCAGUAGCACAGCAAUGUCCAUCUGCCCCAGACCAUGACACGACCACCAGACUUCCUGACCGUUUCACACCACGUAGUUAGGCUGGCCUAUACUCACUUUCCCUGAUUGACUGACUGCAAAGUUAAUCACAAAUAGGAUCUCAGAAUGUAUAGCCAUUAUGUCCAAUGUAUGUAUUUGUCAAUGACGUACAA